This is a messenger RNA of Staurois parvus, 317 nucleotides long. The record is from the annotation of a GenBank genome assembly. NCBI's taxonomy places the organism in Eukaryota, Metazoa, Chordata, Amphibia, Anura, Ranidae.
AUGUAUGUGAAAUGGUUUGAUACAGGAAUGUUAUACUAUGUGAUUUUACUGUAUUGAGUGAAUGUCACUUUUUGUCAUUUUCAAAUUUCCCGCCAGUUCCGUCCCCCGUACGUCCCGACGUCACAGGGAACGGAACCCGGAAGACAGAUGCCGGCAUCCAUCGGAUUACAUUGCCGGGGACACUGCAGGAGGGACAUCGCGGGAGCGCAGGACAAGGUAAGUGAUCGAGGGAUCCUGGAGCAGCGCCGCAUGGUAAGCCCGAGUGUAGCUCGGGGUUACCACUUGUGCUACACUCGGGAAUACCGCUAGGGAGGUUA